GAACCCUUGAACUAGAACUUCUAUGUUUUGCAGCCAGCUAUAGAAACAAGUGAAAUGGACUAUUCAUACCUCCCUGACACACCCUCGCAGCCAUUCUCGCUGUACGACAUCCACGGCUUACCCACCCCCGACCCAAAUCAAACCCCUCAUGGAGCCGAUGACCUUAUUGCCGCCGCUUUGAAUUACCGCAACAACGAGAACCCAAAUGAAACCAACAAUAAUGCCCCCUUCGACCUAGGAUUUGGGCUAGAUCCCAAUACACCUUUUGCCCAGCAUCAUCAUCAGAAUCCACUACCGCCACAUUCACCACCGGAGUCGCUGAAGCAGUCGUCAGAAGGUAAUCUGCAGAGCCAGAGUAGUACUGGUGUUGCGGAGAGUUUGGGUCGGAGUAGUAGUGAGGAGAAGGAUGGGGGAGUUGUGGAUCCGAAUAAAAGGAAGGCGCAGAAUCGGGCUGCUCAACGAGCUUUCCGCGAGCGAAAAGAACGACACGUCCGUGAUUUAGAGCAAAAGGUCAAUGACCUCGAGGGAACAUCAAGCAUCCUGCACACCGACAACGAACGCCUAAAGCAAGAACUAGCACGCUUUACAACAGAAAACGAGAUCCUCCGCGCAACAUCCCAAAGUCACCCUCAAUCCAACCCCAGUCACAAACGCCCUCUCCCCUCCAAUGAACUAACAACAACAGGCCCCAUGAUCUACAAGCCCCUCGAUUUCAAGCCCUCCUCAGCUUCCACCUCCACCCCUGGCGAACAAGGUACCACUACCGGUACCGGUACUCCGCGACACCGCAUGGCAACCUGCCCCAUAACCGGCGAGAAGCUGCUUGAUGCGGGUGCGACUUGGGAUUUUAUCCAGGAACAUGAGCUGUUUAAGCAGGGGCUGGUGGAUAUUGCGGAUGUGCAUGCGCAGUUGAAGAAGAUUACGCAGUGUAAUGGGCAGGGGCCGGCGUUUCCGGAAGGGGAGGUUAGGAGGGCUGUUGAGAGAUGUGCGGGGAGGGAUGCGCUAUAAUUUGCUGUUUAGCCCUUAUUGGUGUUUGAUGAUGUGACAUUUGGUUCUUUUUUUUGUUUGAUAUUCGGGCGCUUUGGGGUGGAGUUGAGAUCUAUCUAUUUCGGGUUAUGCUUGUUGGCAACUGAGGAGAUUACUG
Messenger RNA from Aspergillus ruber CBS 135680, 1144 nucleotides. RefSeq names its product putative bZIP transcription factor (Fcr3) (gene rsmA). Gene Ontology annotation, cellular component: RNA polymerase II transcription regulator complex. The transcript has 3 exons. The coding region runs from base 55 to 1008 and encodes 317 amino acids. Gene Ontology annotation, molecular function: transcription cis-regulatory region binding; DNA-binding transcription activator activity, RNA polymerase II-specific. NCBI's taxonomy places the organism in Eukaryota, Fungi, Ascomycota, Eurotiomycetes, Eurotiales, Aspergillaceae. The record is from RefSeq and is a predicted model, not a curated record.